CACCCGUAGAUGGCGUCUACGUCAUCAAAGUGCGACGCCUCAAGCGCCGCACCACGUGUGUAAGGCAGCAGUCCGUAUUUUCGUUUUUUUACACGAUUAAGGCGAAAGAUUGAAAAGUCUUUCUGGAUUUUUCCAUUCAGUGAGCUCGGGUCAGGAAGCAGCAUGGCACAGCACUGGACUGGAGGCCACACUGCCCCCGUGCUGUGCAUCGGAGCUGCAGAGGAAGCUGAUGGAUUUCUGGCUUCGGGCGCUGAAGGAGGCGAGGUGACUGUGUGGGCUCAGGAAGGAACUCCUCUCUCACAGGUGCAUUUGAGCUCCAAGGAAGAUGUCACGUGUACGGUUUUCUCCAGCAGAGCCCCCGGACUGUUGUACGUGUCUCAUGGCGAGACGGUGAGCGUCCUGGACCCACGCAGUCUGAAGAUGCCGGUGGAUGAAAUCGAGAACGUCGGUGAGGACGAGAUCAACUCGCUUUCCGUAAGCGAAACGGGCGCCUCGCUGGCACUCUGCGACGAUUCGGGGGCUGUUAGAGUGGUGGACCUGCAGACGAGAAAAGUCAACCGCACGCUGCGCAAACACACCAACAUCUGUUCUUCGGUGGCGUUCCGACCCCAGAGGCCACAGAGCCUGGUGUCUGCAGGGCUGGACAUGCAGCUGAUGCUGUGGAACCUGCAGAAAGCUCGGCCAGUGUGGACCUACAGCCUACAGGAGGCGCAGGAGGAGGAAGAGCGUUCCCAGCAGCAAGGAGGUCAGCUCUUCAACCCGCCUCUGGCUCACUGCGUCAGCGUCGCGUCGUGUGGAAACGUUCUGGCGUGCGCUGCCGAGGACGGGCGCGUACACCUCGCCCGAGUGGGCGUCGGCUCCAGACUCGAGCAGCAGGGGGCAAUAAAGGCUCACAGUCAGGGUGCCUCUCAAGCCCACUUCCUCAACUUCAUGCCUCAUCCUUACUUCCUGGCCACCGGAGGAAAUGACGGCGUAGUGGCAUUAUGGGAUAUAAGCGAGGAACCUGUAGUGGCAGGAGAGGUCAAGGCCCAGGCCCAGGCCCAGCGCAGGAAGACUAAAAACAGGAAGUUAAAGACUCAGAGUCAUGAGGUUGUUGAUGGUAAGAGAAGCGAAGAAGAACUUUCAGAGGAGGCCGGAUGUUCUGACCCGAAUCAGACAAAGACUACGUUGAAACUGAAGUUCAAUCACGAGGAGAAGGUGAACUGGGUGUGUCCGGCACGUCUAAAAGGACAAGCCAGUUUACUCGUGGCGGAUCAGAGCACCAGAGUUUGUGUGUACGCUCUGUCUGGGCUUUAGCAACAUUUCUCCAAGAGCGUGGGAACGCACAGAACUGGGUUCCGCUUUAUUUAUUUACAUUGUGGUUAAACGAAGGCGCUUGUGAAAUACAAGUCCAACCUGAA
Silurus meridionalis is the source of this 1400-nucleotide messenger RNA. It is a transcript of the gene wdr53, whose product is annotated as WD repeat domain 53. The transcript has 3 exons. Bases 163 to 1296 code for a protein of 377 amino acids. The record is from RefSeq and is a predicted model, not a curated record. NCBI's taxonomy places the organism in Eukaryota, Metazoa, Chordata, Actinopteri, Siluriformes, Siluridae. Gene Ontology annotation, molecular function: protein binding.